Messenger RNA from Fusarium musae, 1653 nucleotides. RefSeq lists its product as uncharacterized. Gene Ontology annotation, molecular function: transmembrane transporter activity. The transcript has a single exon. Gene Ontology annotation, biological process: transmembrane transport. The record is from RefSeq and is a predicted model, not a curated record. Bases 1 to 1653 code for a protein of 550 amino acids. Lineage: Eukaryota; Fungi; Ascomycota; Sordariomycetes; Hypocreales; Nectriaceae.
AUGGCAGAACUCAUGAUACUCGAACAGAUACCAUCACAGCAAGCCCACUACCAAGUCGACGACAAUGUAACUAGUCAUCAUGGACACGAAAGCAUUGUAGAGGACCAUGCUGCGGAGCCAAGUGAACGACUGGCCGCAGAGUACCCAACAGGCAUCAAACUCUGGCUGACCAUCCUUUCCGUGGUAUCCAUUCUCGUCCUCGCCAGCAUAGACAUGAACAUAGUCGCCACAGCCGUACCAGCCAUCACCGAUCACUUCCACACAGUAGCCCACGUCGGCUGGUACUCAUCCGCCUUCAGACUCAGCGUCUGCGCCUUCCAAUUCAUCUUCGGCAAAGCAUACAAGCUCUUCUCCGUCAAACGCAUCUUUCUCCUGUCCAACUUCAUAUCUAUGGUUGGAUCUCUGCUUUCAGGCGCUGCUGUCUCGUCAACAAUGCUUGUUGUUGGGAGGGCUGUUGCUGGGCUGGGAUCUGCAGGGCUAUUCGCGGGCUCAUUCAUCAUCAUCGUUCAAUCAACUCCUCUGCGUCGACGGCCCGUUUUUCUUGGCUUUCUGGGCGCUGCUGAAGGUCUCGCUACCAUCGCAGCGCCAUUGCUUGGUGGUGCACUUCAGACACUCAGCUGGCGAUGGUGUUUCUACAUCAGCGCGCCCAUUGGUGCCCUUACUCUUCUUCUUACCAUGUUUUGCCUUUCGGAGGAUCAGAAGUCGGGUGGAGCUACUGAAUUGUCUUUUAAGCAGAAGUUUGCUCAGCUUGACCUCGUUAGCAACAUGCUGUUCCUCCCCGCCCUCACAAGCCUUUUUCUUGCGCUCUCAUGGGCAGGUACUGUGUACCCAUGGAGUAGCGGCCAGGUGAUUGGACCUCUAGUUACGUUCUCUGUACUCCUUGGAGUGUUUAUCUUCAACCAAAUCCGCCGAGGCGACGCCGCUGCACUUCCGCCUCGCAUCAUGCAGCAACGCUGUGUCGUAGCCGGUUUCAUCUUCAUAUUCUGCGUCAACAGUACAGGUGUAGUGCUGGAGUACUAUUUGCCCACCUACUAUCAGCUUGUCCGUGGCUACACGCCCGUCAACAGCGGUUAUAUGAUGUUACCCAUCAUCAUCGCGGCAACAGUCGGUUCACUCAUCCACGGAGCAGGGACAAGCGCAUUCGGUUACUACACGCCUUUCAUGCUCUUCGCUUCCAUCAUCAUGCCAAUCGCUGCUGGCCUUAUCACCACGUUCAACAUUGAUACCAGUUUCGAAAAGCUUAUUACUUACUCGGCGCUUUCUGGCCUGGCAUAUGGUAUUGGCUUCAUCGGUCCUCAAACGGCCGUACAGACAGUUCUCCCAGCUGAAGACGUCCCCCUCGGUCUAUCCAUCAUGUUGUUUGCUCAAUCUUUCGGUCCCGCUAUAUCUGUUCCCAUUGCCCAGGUACUCUUCACAAACCGACUUUCUGAUAACCUUAAUGGUGUCGUACCGGGUCUAAAUGGAACGCAUAUCAGCAACAGCGGCCUUACCGAGAUCGUUAGCAAUGUGCCGGAGUCUGCCACAAGAGAGGUCCUAGUUGCAAUCGAUAAAAGCCUCGGGCAGACAUGGUAUCUCGUAGCUGGGCUGGCUUCAAUUGCGAUAGUUGGAAGCUUGAUGACGGAAUGGAGAUCGGUAAAAGAGAAACGCGAAUGA